AAUUGCCAAGAAAAUGCUUUUAGAAGAAAUCAAAGCCAAUCUUUCCUCUGAUGAGGAUGCAUCUUCAGAUGAUGAGUCGGAUGGAAGAAAAAAGAAAACUGGAAAGCCAAUUGAAAACACAGGAGAUUAUGAGGCUAAGAAUGAAAAAGAAGAUAAUUCUGACUCAGAUUCAGAGGAAGAAGAAGAAGAAGAAUCAAAGAAGCCAAGAUACAGACACCGACUGCUGAGGCACAAGCUGACAGUGAGCGAUGGAGAAUCUGAUGAAGAAAAAAAGGUGAAACCAAAAGAGAAAAAGGAAGGAAAACGCAGGAAUAGAAGGAAAGUAAGCAGCGAUGAUUCAAAUGACUCCGAGUUUCACGAGUCUGCUGUUAGUGAAGAAGUCAGCGAGUCUGAAGAUGACCAACGUCCAAGAACAAGGUCUGCCAAGAAAGCAGAGGCGGAAGAAAACCAGCGCAGUUACAAACAAAAAAAGAAGCGAAGGCGUAUAAAGGUUCAGGAGGAUUCCUCAAGUGAAAACAACAAUAAGAGUAAUUCUGAGAAUGAGGACAACGAUGAUUCAAAAUCUCCUGGAAAAGGCAGGAAGAAAAUAAGGAAAAUUAUUAAAGAUGAUAAGCUUAGAACAGAAACACAAAAUGCACUUAAAGAAGAAGAGGAAAGAAGAAAACGUAUAGCAGAAAGAGAACGCGAGAGAGAGAAAUUGAGAGAGGUGAUCGAGAUCGAAGAUGCUUCACCUCUGAAAUGUCCCAUUACAACUAAGCUGGUUUUAGAUGAAGAUGAAGAAACCAAGGAACCGUUAGUGCAGGUUCACAGGAGUAUAGUUACCAGACUGAAACCACACCAAGUAGAUGGUGUUCAGUUCAUGUGGGAUUGCUGUUGCGAAUCUGUAAAAAAAACAAAGACAUCUCCUGGUUCUGGAUGCAUUCUUGCUCACUGUAUGGGUCUGGGGAAAACGUUACAGGUAGUAAGUUUUCUGCACACAGUCUUGCUGUGUGACAAGCUGGAUUUUCGGACAGCUCUGGUAGUGUGUCCACUGAACACGGCCUUGAACUGGUUGAAUGAGUUUGAAAAGUGGCAAGAAGGUUUAGAAGAUGACGAAAAACUCGAGGUCUGUGAGCUAGCAACUGUGAAACGCCCUCAAGAGAGAAGCUACAUGCUCCAGCAUUGGCAAGAUGAAGGAGGAGUGAUGAUAAUAGGCUAUGAGAUGUAUCGUAAUCUUGCACAGGGCAGGAAUGUGAAGAGUAGAAAACUUAAAGAAAUAUUUAAUAAAGCUCUAGUUGAUCCAGGCCCCGACUUUGUUGUCUGUGAUGAAGGGCACAUACUAAAAAACGAAGCAUCUGCUGUUUCCAAGGCAAUGAAUUCCAUUCGAUCUAGGAGAAGAAUAGUUCUUACAGGAACACCACUGCAAAAUAAUCUUAUAGAAUAUCACUGCAUGGUUAACUUUAUUAAGGAGAAUUUGCUUGGUUCAAUUAAGGAAUUCCGAAAUCGAUUUAUAAAUCCCAUUCAGAACGGUCAGUGUGCAGACUCAACUCUGGUAGAUGUCAGAGUAAUGAAGAAGCGUGCACAUAUUCUCUAUGAGAUGUUAGCUGGAUGCGUUCAGAGGAAAGAUUACACAGCAUUAACAAAGUUCCUCCCGCCAAAAUACGAGUAUGUUCUAGAAGUUCGCAUGACACCUCUUCAGUGCAAACUCUACCAGUACUACUUGGAUCAUUUGACAGGUGUAGGCAGUGGCAAUGAAGGUGGAAGAGGCAAAGCUGGAGCUAAACUAUUCCAGGAUUUCCAGAUGUUGAGCAGAAUCUGGACUCACCCUUGGUGUUUGCAGCUGGACUAUAUUAGCAAAGAAAAUAAGGGCUAUUUUGAUGAAGACAGUAUGGAUGACUUCAUAGCUUCAGAUUCUGAUGAAACUUCAAUGAGCUUAAGUUCUGAUGAUUAUGCAAAGAAAAAAAAAUCCAAGGGGAAAAAG
Mesitornis unicolor (brown roatelo) is the source of this 1960-nucleotide messenger RNA. Its product is annotated as transcriptional regulator ATRX-like. The record is from RefSeq and is a predicted model, not a curated record. Gene Ontology annotation, cellular component: nucleus. NCBI's taxonomy places the organism in Eukaryota, Metazoa, Chordata, Aves, Mesitornithiformes, Mesitornithidae. The annotation marks the transcript as partial. The transcript has 16 exons. Gene Ontology annotation, molecular function: ATP-dependent chromatin remodeler activity; ATP binding; ATP hydrolysis activity.